UCUCCCCAUUUCCUAUAUUUCCACCAUUUUCAUUCACUCUCUCUUCUCUUUCCCUUCUCCCUUUUUUAACUUCAACUCUCUCUCUCUCUCUCUUUCUGGAUUUUUCUUUUCACACCCAACUCCCCGCUCAAUAUGGUGUUGAAGGACGAGUGGUUUUGUGCCGCCAUGGCCGAUGACACCGUCGUCGUUGAGUUACUCGUUCGUCUCAAGCAGUCUCAAGCCUCCUCCUCCAUUAAAUCUCCCGUUAUUCCCUCCAGAUGGGGUCUCAGGCAACGCCGUUCCAGGAUUCUUUCCCCUUUCCGAUUCGAUGCCGUUUCUCACAAGAAUAAGGACUCUACCUCCACCAGAUGCAGCCCCACCACACCUCUCUCUUGGAGUGGCGAUACAUCUCCCUCUGCUACCGCCGAUGGAUUCGAAGAGUCCAGUCAUCCGUCCGAAUUCUCCCUCUCCUCCAGAUCCAAGGGUUGUGGUAUUAAUGAAUUUAGUUCUAGCACUGCCAUGGCCAAGAGGUUAAAAAGAAGGAAGGCAUUGGCUGAUCUGAGAGUGGAGGAGUCUUUACUUUUGAAGGAAAGGGUACAUCUCAAAAAGGAGUUGGAAAGCUUACAUGCGACGUUCAAGGAACAGACUACUAACAAUGAGAAGUUGAAGAAAAUGAAGCUCAAUAUGAAUUUCAAUACAUCAUCAGAUCAUCUUCGGGACAUGUCGAAGCCAGUAGCUUCCAAUCAACAGUGCCAAAGGGCGGAUCCUACAACUGAAAGUGUUCCUGCAACUUUACCGAUGCAAACUGCACCUGGAAACAGUUCACAAUCAGAAUCAAACAACAGGCAGGAAAUAAAUUCAAUGGAAAGUGGUGGUGGUUUCUUUCUACCUGAUCUUAAUAUGAUCCCAGCUGAGGACUGUCUCUGAGUUUCUCAUUGAUCUUGAGCUGAAGACGUGUUUCGACUCUUCAUCAAGAACGUUACUUCACGAUAAACGACUUGUCCCAAUGUCAAAUGAAGAAUAAUUUACUGGAGGUCGUUUUUCCCCAAGAUGAUUCUUGAGGUCAUAAAGGAGAUUUUGACCGAGUCAUUAGAAUUUCAAAACCGGGGAGUUCCUUCUGUUGCUGUUUUGAAAUUCUUUGGAGUAGAAUACCUUAUUGAAAUUCAUUUCAAUAUUGUAGGAUCAAACAUGUUUGAUUCUUUGUAGGUAAAAAGAAAAGCUAAUCAAAACUUGUUCUAUGCUGAAACGUUUGCUCUCUCUAUUCAACCCAAUUCUUAUUCUAUAUUUUCAGGAAAGCCAUCUAACUGACAUUGUUUAACUAUCAAUCUCCUCGAGCUGCUGUUGCUGUUAACAUUUCGACAGAGCAAACCUUUGUAAUGGUUUCUUUAACAUAUUUGAUUUGAUUUUUGUUCUUUCUUUUUCUAAA
Molecule: messenger RNA, 1405 nt
Organism: Cucumis sativus (cucumber)
Lineage: Eukaryota; Viridiplantae; Streptophyta; Magnoliopsida; Cucurbitales; Cucurbitaceae
Exons: 5
Coding region: 133-906 (257 amino acids)
Source: RefSeq, a predicted model, not a curated record